AUGUCUGCUCCAGCGAACUGCACCAUCGCGACCUGCUCGAUCAAAGAGUACGGGCAGAUCCAGUACAUCCCGACCUUGGUGGGCAAUGCCAUCUACACUGGCAUCUUCGGCUUGCUCCUCCUCCUCCAGCUCCUGCUAGGGAUCCGGUACCGGACUUGGGGGUUUCUGGUCGGGAUGACAUGCGGGAUCGUGCUCGAGAUCGUAGGCUAUGUCGGUCGACUGAUGCUCAACAACGACAUCUUCGACAAAAACUCCUUCAUCAUCUACCUGAUCGGCCUGACCAUCGGCCCGGCUUUCCUGACCGCCGCCAUCUACCUGUGCCUUUCUCGCAUCAUCACGAUCCACGCGCUCGAGCUGAGCCUGCUGAAGCCGCGCACCAUCGCGUGCAUCUUCGUCGCCUGCGACUUUGUCUCUCUGCUCCUGCAGGCCACGGGCGGUGCCAUCGCGUCGACCGCCGACGACAACGCCACGAACCAGAUCGGCAUCGAUGUCAUGAUUGCGGGUUUGGCGUCGCAGGUCGUGUCGCUGGCCAUCUUCAUGGCUCUCUGCUCGCAUUUCGCGUGGAAGGUUUUCAAGAACCCCGACAAGCUCAAUCCUGAGCACGCGACGCUGCGAGGAACACUCCGUUUCAAGGGCUUCUUGGCUGGCAUCGCAAUCGCCGUCAUCACCAUCACGGUCCGCUCGUGCUACCGCCUGGCCGAACUCCAAGACGGCUUCGACGGCGCUCUCGCCAACAACGAACUCGUCUUCAUGAUCCUCGAGGGACCCAUGAUCAUCGCCGCCGUCACGGCCCUGACAGUCUGGCAUCCUGGCUUCGUGCUGGGUGCCAAGCUGUGGAAUGAAGCCGGCUUCCAUGCCAUGCCCACGACGAAUAAUCUGGGCCACUACAAGGAGGUCAACGACAGCAGCGCCGAGCAGAUUGCCAUGCCGUCGCUUCCUCCACAGGUGUAG
Fonsecaea multimorphosa CBS 102226 is the source of this 951-nucleotide messenger RNA. RefSeq lists its product as uncharacterized. Lineage: Eukaryota; Fungi; Ascomycota; Eurotiomycetes; Chaetothyriales; Herpotrichiellaceae. Gene Ontology annotation, cellular component: plasma membrane; fungal-type vacuole. The coding region runs from base 1 to 951 and encodes 316 amino acids. The transcript has 2 exons. The record is from RefSeq and is a predicted model, not a curated record.